GAAGACAACAGCAACAACUAAUUUAGACUUUAUUUCUUUGAAAGAAGUUUGAGGUUGGCAGAAAGUGGCGAACUUUCUAUUUAGUGGUUUCGCUUUCAUUUGCGGGUUGAUUGUUUACCAGAGUGUUUGUCUCAGAAUAAGUGUUUUAAUAAUUACUAAACGUUCCAACGGCCAACAGAAUGAAUUAACUCAAUACGCGUAAAAUUCUGUCUGUCGAACUGACGAACAACUGAAUGUUUGGUUCAUGCGAAGUGUCGUGGGGAAAAAACGCGGAAAACUCCUAUAUAAAUAAAAAAAGUAGCAUCAAAACGAAGCCAUGGCAGCCGGUCUGCUUGAAGAAACGAAAAGUGUCCUGAAGUCGUUAAUUAUAUCAUGUCCGCAUGGGAUGACGGUCGAGAGGUUGAACCGAGACUACCGAGAAAUGGAAGGCAGACCGAUUCCCUACUCGCAGCUGGGCUACAACAAGCUGGAGACAUUCCUUCGUGCGAUCACAGACACGCUUAUAGUAACGGGUUCGGGCUUCAAUGCCACGGUCACAGCGAUCGCUUCUGAAAAGACCGCGCACAUCGACAAGAUGGUAACAAAGCAGAAGAGUUCAACCAGGAGACGAGCACGCUUGAAAACUGAUAAGGACGAAAACUCAACUUACGCCAUUCAGCCGAGAGGAUCCCCGCAGUACUUCCACUAUAAUCAGCAAGAGAGGCCGCAACGACCAUAUGUACCGCAAACAUCGUAUGGUCCGCCAACCCCAAAUGGCCAUCUAAACCCAUCACUACUUCAACAACAGGCAUACCUACAAAAUGCCUACAAUCAACAGCAACAGGUGCAGCAAGUGCAACAAGCGCUACAUCAAGCGUUUUUACAAAAUUGCCUUGGACUAACAAGACCAUGCACGCCUAAUUCGCUUUCUAAUUUAAUCCAUCAUCCGUUAUUCCCUUAUGGACAAAACAAAUUUGAUAAUUGGCAAAAUUUUCAGUAUUCAAUGCAAAGAAGAGGUCAACCGACGAAUUAUCCUCAGACUAAUUCGGAAAUUCCGCUUCUGAAUCGUUUAAAUCGGGGAGAAUUGAAUGUUCCUAGUAGUCAUCGGAAUGAAAAAUCUCAAGUAGAUUAUAAUUACAAUUUAAGUGAGAAAAGCAAAGAAGUGAACGAACGCCAGUCACAACCAAGCAAUGGUUCGAAUCUAGGCAAUAAUAAUUGUUAUGAUAGUAAAUUACCUAUGCAAAAUGGUAAUUGUUCUAAGUCGAAGUCUUCCGGAUCGGAUGACCAAUCUCGAAGUAGUCACGAACCUCAAAAUGAGCUCCAACAUUCUAACCUGCAAUUAGCCGAAACGAAUGGAAGGACUAGUAGCGGCAGGACGUCUUCAUCUUUUUCCACACUAUCUAGGAACACAGCUAGCGGUGGCCGAUCCAAUGCCAAUGUGGCAGAGACCACAACCGCUCAUCACGAAAAUACUGUAGCCGAUGCAUUGGGAGAAUUAUCGAAAGAAUGUUUGGGUGAAUUAGAGGAGCAAUUUGCUGCAAUGAAUCUGCACACCAAAAUGAGUGAUUGUAAACGCGAAGACAAUAAAUCAAUUGAGUUCGAGGCUGUGCCUGAACUGCAAAAGAAUGAUAUUGUAUUUCAAAUUGACUAUCCGGUUAAUACGGUGAAGUAUGGAGAGACGAUUCCACCAUCGGAACUUCCAACGAAUCUCACCGAGUUGGACUGGUUUGGAGUUUUUAUAACGGAGAUUCACAACCCUUACAAGUUUUGGUUUCAUCUUUACAAAGAAAAUCAUGAAUUGGACACAUUAAUGCAACAUAUCGAGAACAUUUAUACAGGAUUGAGUCCUAGUGAAUUACACUUGCAUCGAUCAUGUUUUAAACCUGGACAAGUGUGCUGCGCCUUAUUCACGGGAAUGUGGCACCGCGCUCAAAUUUUAGAAGUGCCGGACGUUAAUAAAGUAAAAGUAUUUUUCGUUGAUUACGGAACCGUAUCUUCGGUACAAUUAUCGGAAGUGAAGUACUUACUAUCCGAGUUUUCUUCACUGCCCUCUCAAGCACUGAGAGGAUCAUUAGCUCAUAUAAGACCAGUGCAGCAUCGAUGGAGUCGAGAUGCGACAUUCACUUUCCUAGAUAUGGUCAGCGAUUUACUUUUAUAUGCUAAGGCAACUGAAGUUGAUUACAAGGAAAAAGUUGUAACGAUGAUUUUAACUGAUACAAAUAAGAAAGUUGAUUUUCAAAUAAACGAGGCACUGAUACGCAAAGGCCAUGCUAGACUAAGUUCAUCAAUUGCACCGAAUGCUCCUGAAUCAUCACAGCAGAACACGAAAAAGGGCAGAAGACACUUUCAGCAGUUGUAUCCAACAUUUGAUAUGCUUGAAACUGGAGAAUAUCCAAGUUUCGAGGAGAUAUCCAUCCUACUAACGAAAGGAAUUGACUUUGAAAGCUUACAAGACGAAAACAUCAUCCCUGAUUUCGAUGGAGGACAUAGUAUUGAUGAAAUAGCAAAAAAAUUAACCAAUCCCCAAGUUCCCGUGUCCUGCCUAGACGAUGUCACUGACAUAGUGGAUCCAUCCAGAUCGAUUUGCAACGGCGCCCCGACUGCAGAGCAUUCUCAUGAGCUAGUAUUAGCGAAUACUUCGGACUAUGACAAUUCAAGUAUAUCAUCAUUAUCGGAAAAUUUGAAUCCAUUUCUGCCUCCACCCACUUCCGACUCUGGCGGUUACGAUACAUCGUCCGAACCAAAUACAAAAAAUUGUAUAGAAUAUGCUGAAAGUGCCUUUGAUCCACGAACAAUAAAAAUUAACCCAUCUAAUCCGUUUCUCUCAGAUUCGGACUUUGAGCCGAAUCAAAGGUAUUUCAACGGAGUGGCUGACAAACCAGAUCCAGUGCUAUACAGUGCUCCACAGCAUGUUGAAGCUCAACAGAAACCACAACAGCAGAUCACCACCGUAACUCAACAGCAAACAUUUUACGGUCGUGCGCCGCCAGGAUUUAGUCCAAUCUUACCUCCAAAUUUUCACUUUUCGUCGAUGAAUAGUUCCGUAACGUUCGGGGGUCAGAUUAACGAAACCACAAUGCCUCCUUUCAAAGUGGUUCGAGCUCCUCCUGGAUUCGAGCGCGUCGUGCCUAAAGUACGAAAUAUUUUUCAGUAAGCUUUGGUGUUUCUGAUUUAAAUGACCUUGGGUCCGGUAUUUAAACAAAGGCCUUCAGAGAGAUUUUGGAAAAUUUACUGUUUUAUAUUAAGAUAGCGCAAGAAUGGAGUAGCGACGGUUAUUAAAUUUUUAUUCGAAAAUUUCAGCUUUUAGACUAUGGUCGAGCUUAACGAGCUUUAAUUAGAGAGAAACGCAAGGUCUGACUACAUCUUCACAUUAGAUUUCAGCACGACAAUUUUGUAUUUGGAACGAUCGCCAACGAAUUCAUUUUUACCAUUUUAUGCAUUUUUUUGUUCUCUUGAUAACUUGACAUUGGUCAUUCUUUUCUUUAUAUUUUCUCGGUAAUAUAUUGUGUUAUUAACAAUCUCAAUUGCAAAUAAGGAAUACGAAAGAGACUUGUUGACGUCCUAAAAUAUAAGUAAUCCUAACCGAAGGGAAAGAUAAUCUGAAUGUUCAUAUAAAUGUUAUAAUUUUUACGGUUUUAUAACGUGUGGUAUGUGAACUGAAAACAUGGUGACAUGCUUUGUACAGCGCUUGUAGGUAAACAAUAUAAAAUAUUGUAAAAUCUACUGUGUAGACCUUACCAGAUAAUAUUAAGAAGUAUUAAGACAAAUAUUGUUCAACGUAUGCAGAAGAUGCGUUUUAUUUUGUAAUAAAAAUUAUUCAUGUUAUAAAA
Molecule: messenger RNA, 3809 nt
Organism: Hermetia illucens (black soldier fly)
Lineage: Eukaryota; Metazoa; Arthropoda; Insecta; Diptera; Stratiomyidae
Product: tudor domain-containing protein 5-like
Exons: 10
Coding region: 317-3133 (938 amino acids)
Biological process (GO): spermatogenesis
Source: RefSeq, a predicted model, not a curated record